Pogonomyrmex barbatus (red harvester ant) is the source of this 2988-nucleotide messenger RNA. It is a transcript of the gene Arl5, whose product is annotated as ADP-ribosylation factor-like 5. Gene Ontology annotation, molecular function: GTP binding; GTPase activity. Lineage: Eukaryota; Metazoa; Arthropoda; Insecta; Hymenoptera; Formicidae. The record is from RefSeq and is a predicted model, not a curated record.
AGGUGCAACAUGUCGUGCUUCGCCCGAUCGAGCUAGAGAGGUUGUCCGUGCGCCUCUCGUCGAUCUCUCACGGUCCUAGUCCGCUCACCGCACAGUUUCGGCCUUCGUCGUGCUCGCACUCGCGUGUGGUCAGCGUCCGCGUUGACGUCCUAGCGCGAUUAUGACGUCGAUCCGCGAGUCGGUGUCGCGCGUAAUCGACGUUCCACCGUCGCGAAAGCGAACAUAACCCCCCCUCGAGAGAGACAAUGAACCGCCCUGUUCCUGGGACGUUCUCCUAAUUCGUAUGCGAAACGGCAGGGCUUGUGACGGCGCACGGACACAUCCGGUUGGUCCUUGACUGACGAGUCAACAUGGGAUUGCUGUUCGCGAAGCUUUGGAGCCUCUUCGGCAAUGAAGAGCAUAAAAUAGUCAUGGUCGGUUUGGAUAAUGCUGGGAAAACAACAAUAUUAUAUCAAUUUCUGAUGAACGAGGUAGUCCAUACAUCUCCGACCAUUGGGUCAAAUGUGGAGGAAGUUGUAUGGAAGAAUAUUCACUUUAUCAUGUGGGAUCUCGGCGGUCAGCAAAGUCUAAGAGCCGCUUGGUCUACAUAUUACACAAAUACUGAGUUUAUCAUCAUGGUCAUAGACAGCACUGAUCGGGAGAGACUUGGUGUGAUUAGGGAAGAGCUGUAUUCGAUGCUGAACCAUGAGGAAUUAAGCAAGGCUAAUGUUCUGGUUUAUGCCAACAAGCAAGACUUGAAGGGCAGCAUGACCGCAGCUGAGAUUUCAAGACAGUUAGACCUGACAUCUAUCAAAAAGCAUCAGUGGCAUAUACAGAGCUGUUGCGCUCUUACGGGAGAAGGGUUGUAUCAGGGAUUGGAAUGGAUCGUCGAACGUUUAAAAAAGACAUGACGUACAUUAUGAGAGUCAUUUAUAAGUCUAAUGAAAUAUCCAGAAUGUAAAAUAUGUUAUUAAGUUAAGUUAGUUCUGGUUACACACUUUGACGGUUAUACGAAAGAAGAGAGCGGCGUGAACUGUCGCAUUUUUGGUUAGUCAAUAUUUAAAUUUCCUGGUAUGACCCUCAAAGUGCAUUUGAUCACUUUAUUGCCGCAGCGAACACUUAAAGAACGGUGGACGGGUAAACCUUCCUUUUCAGCUAUCGCGCUUCUUUUGCAAUUUUGCAGAAGAAAAUUUAAUAUUACCAUUCAUCAUUAAAAGUCAAUUUUUUAGUGUGUAAUGUACUUGGUAUAGAGAUUAAGAAAGAAUGAAGAUAAAUGAAGAGAUGACAAGUUAUCAAACGCAGAUUAAAAGAAAGAUAACCAUUUUGCGCACCCAUGAGACAUGCAAAAUACACUUGAUUAAUUAUCAGUUAAAUGACCAUUAAAUAUGUUGAUAAAUACAUAGAUCAAUCAAUUUAUUAAAAGAGAGAGAAACAUCGAUUGUUUAUUGCAAAUUAUUUUAUUAUUGGAUUAUCAUUCAUCAUAAAAACGCGAGAUUUCUUAUCCCGUCCACCUCUGCAGUAAAACAAACAGUGAAAAAAAUAGACGAGAGAGGCAACUCGUUAUUUGUACUCGGUUGACAUAAUAGCGCAACGGAAGUGCAUCUGUGUAAAUAGUUUUUUAUACUUCUCGUUAAGAGAACGAGCUCUGUAAAAAAAGAAAAAAAAAAGAAAAGGGAAGAAACAUAACGCCGGCAGAUUUUACGAUGUUUCUGUAUGUAAAAAUCCGAGCAGAUUCAAGGUAACUCGACUGAUAAAAAUUUCCCAAAGCGAGUAUAUGAAACUGCUCUGUGAUAUGCGGAUUAAAUUCUGAGAUAUGUAGUUGUUUGCUGGGUAGAUCACGUAACAGAUAUGACUUACGUGACGUGCGAAACAAAAACAACGAAGGAUUGGUAGAUAGGCUGAUAAAGCUGAUAAAAGCUCGACGGGAGACUGAUGAUAUCCUUCAGCAUGCGACAUACGUAGUCUCGCGAUUGGUGAAUGGGAGCUUCAAAUCAAAAACUCGUCCACUUACUGAUUCGCUUAAUGAUCUCAAUCCGUUUUACUUUUCCCGACACAGUGAGGAAACUUAUAAGUUUAAUAUAUCUAAUUGAUAUAGCUCAUAAUUAUUGUAAGUGAAAUUAUUGUCUAAGGCGCAAAUUUUUAUUAAUUAUUUAAGGGAAUGCAUCUUCCAGUUCCAUUCACCCGCGGCUACUGUGUGCCGUCAGGAUGAUGGAUGAACGGGCAAGAGUCUGACACAAAGAAAUUUCCUUGUCCCCAACUUUGACAGCUGUCUCAUCUUUGUUUUUAUUUAAAUUGUAAAUGUAACUUCUGUCUUUAUCAUAUAGUGUUAAAUACUCCAAUAGGUAUAAUAUUAAUUAACUGUAGCUUUUAAAAGACAGGAAAUUGUUGAUGUGUGCUGAGAGAUUAAUGGGUUACACGCAAAGAUUUACUGGUAAGUACUGGUGUUUGAUAACAUCGUCGCGCAAGAAAGGAUAUAAUGCCGUCUAAUGCCAGAGUGAGAUCCUAACUUAAAGUUAAUUAACGCUAGCUUUCUCAUAUUGAGAAACAAGUUCUUAAAUGUUGAUGACAUAAGAGUUGUAUCUCCCGUGUACACAAUUAUUUGCUCCUCGAAAUUCUACGCGAGGCAUUAAGCCGAAUUUACACUGUCAAAUUUAUCCAUGGACGUGUCCGUCUCUCCCAAUUAACUGUAAUUGUGUAAAAAAAUUAUUUCUGGAAUGUAAAGUACAAGACAAGUAAGUUAAUUGUUUUUUGACGCAUGUCGAUAUUGGCAAAACAAGCGCGCGCAGAAAAAAAAUAUCGUAAUUUGUGCUGGUUUUGCAAAUUCUACACGGUCCAACCUGUCAAGAAUCUAUCGAAAUAACGAAAUUACAAAAGUUGAUCACUUUCGAUUUAUUGGUCUUAUCUAAUAAUUGUAUAAUAUAAGCCAGAAUUCUGUACGAUUUUAUCGAAUAAUAACAAAAGGCUAAAAAUAUGGAAUGUCAAAUAAAUUUAAUCAGUUUCUAUCAAUAA